Pogoniulus pusillus (Red-fronted tinkerbird) is the source of this 3510-nucleotide messenger RNA. RefSeq names its product solute carrier family 35 member E3 (gene SLC35E3). The record is from RefSeq and is a predicted model, not a curated record. The transcript is spliced from 5 exons. Gene Ontology annotation, cellular component: Golgi apparatus. Lineage: Eukaryota; Metazoa; Chordata; Aves; Piciformes; Lybiidae. The coding region runs from base 55 to 984 and encodes 309 amino acids. Gene Ontology annotation, molecular function: antiporter activity; nucleotide-sugar transmembrane transporter activity.
GGCUGCCUGUGCCGCUGCCGCCUGUGCCGCUGCCGCCCGGCCCGGCCGGACGCCAUGGGCUGGAUGCCGACGCAGGGUCGGCUGGCGGCGGGGCUGCUGGUGAACCUGGCCGCCUCCAUCUGCAUCGUCUUCCUGAACAAGUGGCUGUACGUGCGGCUCGGCUUCCCCAACCUCAGCCUCACCCUGGUGCACUUUGCCAUCACCUGGCUCGGCCUUUACCUGUGCCAGGCGCUCGGCGCCUUCUCCCCUAAGAGCCUGCAGCCCUCGCAGGUGCUGCCCUUGGCCCUCAGCUUCUGCGGCUUCGUCGUCUUCACCAACCUGUCCCUGCAGAGCAACACCAUCGGUACCUACCAGCUAGCCAAGGCUAUGACCACGCCGGUCAUCGUGGUCAUCCAGAGCCUGGCGUACGGCAAGACCUUCCCUCUCCGCAUCAAACUCACCCUGGUGCCUAUCACCUUGGGCGUUUUCCUCAACUCCUACUACGACGUGAAGUUCAGCGUCCUCGGGAUGGUGUUCGCCACCUUGGGCGUCUUGGUGACCUCCCUCUACCAAGUGUGGGUAGGAGCUAAGCAGCACGAGUUGCAGGUGAACUCUAUGCAGUUGCUGUACUAUCAGGCACCGAUGUCCUCGGCUAUGCUGUUGUUCAUCAUACCCUUCUUCGAGCCAGUCUUUGGAGAAGGGGGAAUAUUUGGUCCCUGGACACUUUCUGCUGUGAUCAUGGUCCUGCUGUCUGGAAUAAUAGCCUUUAUGGUUAACUUGUCCAUUUACUGGAUCAUUGGGAACACAUCACCUGUCACGUAUAACAUGUUUGGACAUUUCAAGUUCUGCAUCACCCUUCUGGGAGGGUGCCUUUUAUUUAAGGAUCCUCUGUCUUUUAAUCAAGGCCUCGGGAUUCUGUGCACACUGUUGGGCAUUUUAGCUUACACCCACUUCAAGCUGAGUGAGCAGGAAAGCAAUAAGAGUAAAUUGGUUCAACGUCCCUAAAGCCAGAGCUGCUGGAGAGCCAACAACAAUGUUGUGAAGGCAAACAAGUGUUUAAGUAUGCACUGAUUCUAGAAGGCACGGAACAGCCUCGCUCAUUCACAUCACCACCUCUGGGUUCAUUGCCAAGGUCAUUCAUCUGUAACGAAACCAAGCAAGCUGAAGUUUUGCCAUCUCAGCCUGUCCCAUCCUUUCUCUUACAUUUACAUGGUGACUUAGAAGAGAAGACACACUUCAAAUUGCCAUGGAAAUUGUACUGCAGUAAUGAUAUUAUUUGGGUUUUUUUGCAUACCAAAUGAGAUUUUGAUGGCUACAGUUACAGCAGAGAGAGGAAGAAAAGGAAUGCUGCCUUUGUGAUCAGCCAGUGUGAGGAAUCUGGAGGCACUUCUUUAUGCAGAUGUUCUGCUUCCUCCUCGUGGGCUGGUGAACGACAAAGAAGCAGCAUUUUUUGUUCGGUACUUGAAGAGUCACCAAGCUCCUUCCUGCUGCUACUGUGCUUUCUUAGUGAUGUUUGGCUUUAACACAUCGAUAGAUUCUGGCUGAAGAGCGCAGAUAAAAUGACAGGUGGAGAGAGACUAGAGGAGCUAUUGGAAAACUCAGAGCCACAGGCCAGGCUAUAGAAGAGUAGGAAAUCAGAUGUAAAGAUUUUUAUCUUAAGUUUUUCGUUUGGUCUUUCAGGGCAUUAAUGAAGUCAUUCGUGUUCUAGAGAAUUCUGUUACUGCCUUAUCAUUUUCCCUAUGCCAGAACCAAGGCUUUACAUGAGCUCUUGUAAAUACUCACCAGCCUAAUUAAAACCUCUGAAUUUUGUGGUAAUAGCCAAAUAUUUUGCAUGCAGACAUCCAUGGUAAAAAUAAUUUUGGAGCAAGCUUUGUAAAGGUCACCAUCUGCAAUGGAGGGAAAGGUUGCCUGCCUCUCCCUCCUGCAUUCAGCCCCAACACCCUCGCUCCUGCACCUCCUCCCAAGAGUUACCUUCAGAGGGGGCAGCAGGGGCAGUGCUGGGUAGGCACAGGCAGCAUCCCCUCAGCAGUCACUCAGUGGAAAUGUAUCAGUGAGUACAGAGUGUGAGGCUGGACCUGCUUCUGCUCUAAUUCAGGGAUGCUUUGAAAAUGAUUUGCUGACAGUAUCGAGCACUGAUUUUUGACAACAUGGAAGGAGGAAGCUGAGUGCUGUUCUACUGUAAAAAGGGAAAAAAGCCCUCUCUGCUCUCAGUAAAUCUGGUGAGAACAUAUGUUCACUGGCUUUGCAAGAUUAGAAUUGAUCUGCACUAUCUUAAUCCUUACGGUUAGGGGUUCGUUUCUGUCUUCAUCUACCUCCAGCAGACUCCAAGAGGGGAAUUAGGUGAACAAACACAGGUAUUUUAGUUUGACAGCCACUGACAGAAGUGAUGUUUAGUUCCUCUUCCUUUUUACAGCAUAAGACAGCAAGCUUUUGUGUAGGAAGCAGUGCAGGUCUUCUCAAGCUUGUAAAUUAUUUAUUCUGUUAGAGAGUUCCUCAUUUUAGGAGAGUUCUUUCUCUAUGUAACCUUUUACACUGCAGUCCUCUUUAUCAUUUCAGUGUCAGAAAUACCUGAGUGACUUUGCACCUUUAUCAACUGUGUCUUAGACAUUGUGCUGGUCCAAGGAUCAUCUUUUCUUCUUUUUUUUGGUAUACUUUUUUUUGUAAUUCUGCAUAAUUAGUUUUUUAAAUACUGCCUGGACUGCUAAAAGUGCUGUGUUCAGCCAGUCUCUGGAUGCAUAUCCUUCAGUAGGUGCACUUGGAAAGCUGUUUGCAUUAAUUUGUGCUGUGCACAAGUUCUUCUACAAUGUUGAUAGCCCACAAAGACUCUCACAGUUAGAAAACAAUGGAAUUAGAAGCCUGGAUGACCACGUAACUUGGGGUGAGACAGUGUAUAUAAAGUGGCAGAACAAACAGCACAGCCAUGGCUGAAAAUGCAAGGGACUAACGUGGCAGAAUGAACAACUCAGUCAUGGCUGAAAAGGAGAAGGACUAAAGUGGCAUAAUGAACAACACAACCAUGGCUGAAAAGGAGAAGGACUAAAGUGGCAUAAUGAACAGCACAACCAUGGCUGAAAAGGAGAAGCACUAAAGUGGCAGAAUGAACAGCACAACCAUGGCUGAAAAGGCAGAGCACUAACGUGGCAGAAUGAACAACACAACCAUGGCUGAAAAGGCAAAGCACUAACGUGGCAGAAUGAACAACACAACCAUGGCUAAAAAGGCUGCUUAAGGAGAGGGGCAGAUCUGCAAGAGGAAUCAAAGAGCAUCAUUAAAACAGUCCUGUUAUAAACACAGUCUGUGGAAUGUGCAAGUUGUGGAGGUCACUGAAGUGAGGUGAUCUUUUUCCUGUGUUCCAGAACCGUCCUUUUGAGAUUUGCCUGUUGUACUUAACAAAUAAAAGUGUCUUGGAACUUUGUGACAUGGUACAAAAUGUUAAAUCCAGGAGAUUUGUGUAAUCUUGGGAUCAACAGCUCUUUGUAUGUAUUUCUUUGGAUACCACCUACAGGGUGGGAAUAAAUUUUUAAUCACUCA